GGAAAAUUAAUUACUUCUUAUUAAAUAUUAAAUCGCGACAUUUAAUCAGUAUUGCCCAAGAAAUCGUGCGAUUAGAUAAGCCCGAUCAAGAUCGAAAGGAAGGAAAAAAAUUUUUGUAUCCUUCAGUGUUCGAUUUUCGUUUGUUUUGCAAUGUCGGCGGACGACGACGACGAAAUUCGCGUCGGUUUAAACGGAGCCGUCGCUAAAGAGGCGACGGGAAGAGAAUCCGAGGGCCGAACCAGGGAAUCUCCGUUCUUGUAUUUCGCAGCUUUCGUAGCCAAUCUUUUGGGAUUCGCCGCUGGGACGGCCGCCUCGUGGACAUCUCCCGUAUUUCCGAAACUCGACGAUCCUGACGGUCCUUUGAACGUGCCGAUCGGCACCCUGCAGAAAAGUCUCGUGGCCGCGGCCCUUUGUGUCGGACAAACGGUCGGCCCUUUCGUCUUCGGCGACCUUUCCGAAUCGAUUGGUCGCAAAAAAACGUUGAUUUUGAUUGCCGUACCUAUGAGCCUCGGACUCGCAACGUUGGCGUUCGCCACUGACGUCAGGUUAUAUUAUCUCGGAAGAUUCCUACACGGCCUGGGCGUCGGCGGCUGCUUCACCGUACUGACGACCUACACGGCCGAAAUUGCCGAGCAACAGAACCGGGGCAAAUUCAGCUGCAUCUCGACGAUAUUCCUCUCGCUCGGCAUCCUCUAUCCUUACCUGGUCGGUAACGUACUCGACGUCCGUUCGUUUUCUCUCUCGUGCCUCGCGCCGCUGCUAGCGUUUUUCGCGCUGUUUCCCGCGUUCGCUCCCGACUCCCCCCUCUACCUGGUGAAAGUCGACGAAACGGACGUCGCUGAGAACGCUUUGAUACGGUUGCGGGGCGGCAACGUCGCGUACGCGCGUCGAGAACUCGCCCAAACGCGCGAGUUCGUCGACGCGAACCGGCAACGUCGCCGCGGAUACCUGGAGGUCUUUCGCUCCGCCACCUUGAGACGACCGCUCGGCAUAGGCGUCGGGCUGGUGGUUUUUCAGCAGUUUUCUGGUACCGGCGUCGUCGUGGCAUUCAUGAACGACAUCCUGCUCGAGGCCGGCAACGUUAUCCCCGCGGAAUACGGCACAUCAAUAGUCGCCUCGAUGAAAGUGCUUGUAAUAUUCGUCACUUCGACUGUGAUCGAGCGUCUAGGACGCAGGAUCUUGCUCCUAGCGUCGGCCGCCGGCUGCGCGACGGCCAACGCGUGCCUCGGCCUUUAUCUGUCUCUAAAAACUUCGGACCCCAUCGCGGUCGAAAGGUUAUCUUGGUUGCCUCUCAUUUGUCUCGCCGUCUACGUGGUCAGCUUCAACUUGGGCAUCGGCUCAGUCGUGUGGGUGGUAGUCAGCGAGAUAUUUCCAUCCGGUGUCAGGGCUACGGCAUCGGCCGUCGUCACGGCCUGCUGUUUCGCUUCCACCACCCUCAUCGUUUUCGUUUUUCCCAUCGUGACCGAGCGGCUCGGCAUGGCCGCGUCCUUUUGGAUAUUCGGGUGUUGUUGCGUGACUUCGUUCGCGUUCAUUUACAACGCGGUGCCGGAAACCAAAGGCAAGUCGUUCGCUGAAAUUCAAAAGAUACUGUCCCGCUAGCCGUUUACGAAUAAAGCGUUUUUUUCUAUAUACGAGUCGUUUUAUUUUUGCCGUAUUUUCUUAAUAAAAUAGACCUAUUUCCUCACACCGCUCGUUUAUUUUGUACAAAACAAUAUAAAACAAUUCAUUUCCCUGCGGCGAUUUGUUCGAAUCGUACA
Molecule: messenger RNA, 1757 nt
Organism: Cylas formicarius (sweet potato weevil)
Lineage: Eukaryota; Metazoa; Arthropoda; Insecta; Coleoptera; Brentidae
Product: facilitated trehalose transporter Tret1-2 homolog
Exons: 3
Coding region: 151-1599 (482 amino acids)
Biological process (GO): transmembrane transport
Cellular component (GO): membrane
Molecular function (GO): transmembrane transporter activity
Source: RefSeq, a predicted model, not a curated record